CCUAGGAGCCCUGGCAAACGGCACCAGCUUGCAGGAAUCCGCUAGCUACCAGACUUGAGGGAGAGACUUCAGACCUCUCGGGUCCUGGCUGUGGGCCUGGACUGUGCUCCCAAGUGGCAUUUGGCCACACUGGGGACCAUCACUCCAGAGAUGGUGUCUGGGGCUUGGAUGGAGAACUCGUCUCUCGGCUACGAGUAUGGGGAUUAUGGAGACAUUCCAAAUCUCCCUGUGGACUGUGUUGAUGGCACCUGUGCCGCCAUCGACCCCCUCCACGCGGCCCCGCUCCUGCUGUAUGCCGCUGUCUUCCUGAUGGGGGUGCCAGGCAAUGCCAUGGUGGCCUGGGUGACCUGGAAAGAGGCCCGCCGGAGGGUUGGUGCCACCUGGUUCCUCCACCUGGCCGUGGCAGACCUGCUCUGCUGUUUGUCUCUUCCCAUCCUGGCGGUGUCCGUUGCCCACGGGGGCCACUGGCUGUACGGGGCCGUGGGCUGCCGGGCCCUGCCUGCUGUCAUCCUGCUGUCCAUGUAUGCCAGCGUCCUCCUCCUGGCCGCUCUCAGCGCUGACCUCUGCCUGCUGGCCUUCGGGCCCGCCUGGUGGGGUGCAGCUGGGCGGGCGUGCAGGGUGCAGGCAGCCUGUGGGGCGUCCUGGACACUGGCCUUGCUGCUCACGGUGCCCUCGGCCAUCUACCGCCGGCUGCAUCAGGAACAUUUCCCACGCCGGCUGGAGUGUGUGGUGGACUACGGUGGCUCGAUCGUGGCUGAGAACUCAGUGACGGCCACCCGGUUUAUUUUCGGCUUCCUGGGGCCGCUGGUGGUGGUGGCCAGCUGUCACGGUGCCCUCUUGUGCUGUGCUACCCGACGCCGCUGGCCACUGGGCAUGGCCGUUGUGGUGGGGUUUUUUGUCUGCUGGGCUCCCUACCACACGCUGGGGUUGGUGCUCACCUUGGCUGCCCCACACUCCACGCUCUUGGCCAGGGCCCUGCGGGCUGAGCCCUUGGUCGUGGGCCUGGCCCUUGCUCACAGCUGUCUCAAUCCCAUGCUUUUCCUGUAUUUCGGGCGGGGUCAGCUCCGCCAGUCUCUGCCAGCUGCGUGUCGCUGGGCCCUGAAGGAGUCACAAAGCAAGGAUGAAAGUGUGGUCUGCAAGAAAUCCACUAGCCAAGACCUGAUCUCAGAGAUAGAAGUGUAGACGGGAGGGAAAUUGGUUUGUAUCCUCCUAUUCCAUUUUACAAUUCUGGCUUCAGGCAUAGCUGGCUCCAGGGGCUUAAUGAUAUUGUCAUUUAUUCCUUUAUUCAUUCAACAAAUAUUCAUUAUGUCCCCUGCCAUGUGCAGUGCAGAUGCAGAACAUUUCCAUCAUUGCAGGAAGUUCUAUUGGAUAGGACUACUCUAGAAUCUCACCUGCUCAGAUCUUUUAAAUCACAUAGCAGUGACACCUUGUAGAGUCAUUAUUUCAGGACCGCACUUUACGCGUAGUUUCUCCUUUAAGGUAAUUCUUACAACAACCCAAGCAGGCAGGGGGAGAUGCUUCUUUUUGUAAGCUGAGGCCUGGGGAGCAGAGGUCAUCUGCCCAAGAUCACACAGCAAGGAAAUUAUAGAGCUGAGAUUUGAUCCCAUGUUUACUUGACUCCAAUGCCCAUGCUUUUGACUACCCAAAUUUUCCUUCAGUGCCUUGUUUAAAUAACACUUCCUUCAGGGAGCUCUCCCUGGUUCAUUCCCUUACCCGGGAAGAAGUAGUGUUCUGUUCUCCAAGUUUCUGGACCAAAAGUUUCCAGCUAAACUGUAAAUUUUCCAAAGACAACAUCUGGGCCAGUUUAACUGCUGUCUCUCCUCCACCCAUCCCAAGCCGUAAAAAGAGACAAACUAUAUUUGUCUACACCCUGUUUUCUUCCCACUCGAUCAUGAGCUUCCCACUGGCGGGGAUCUCUUUCUUGCGAUCUAUUUUUUUUUCUUUCUCUGAUGCAGGGACACUUUGUAGGUCCUCAAGAAGACAUAUUUUAUUUUUUGAUAUUUUAUUCAGAAUUCUCAUGCAUGAAUUAUUAAGACCAAGACUGCCUUAUAGAAUGAAUUACGUCCUGGGACAAUUUAUAUAACUUCAUGAAAGGUUUGAGAAAUCCUUCUGUUAACCCAGCUGCCAUUUAGGAGAGUUCUUCUUUGAUACGUUUAUAAACAGUCUUUUCUGUUGUUUGAAAUUUAUUUUCCUUCCUUAUUGCAUCAGCCUUACUUUUUGUUAAGAAGAAUCAAUUUCAUGAACGCUUUCAGAUGUAUUUCUGUGGAAUUUUCCAUAGA
Messenger RNA from Hippopotamus amphibius kiboko, 2279 nucleotides. RefSeq names its product complement C5a receptor 2 (gene C5AR2). The record is from RefSeq and is a predicted model, not a curated record. The transcript is spliced from 2 exons. Gene Ontology annotation, molecular function: G protein-coupled receptor activity; complement component C5a receptor activity. Bases 151 to 1182 code for a protein of 343 amino acids. Lineage: Eukaryota; Metazoa; Chordata; Mammalia; Artiodactyla; Hippopotamidae. Gene Ontology annotation, cellular component: plasma membrane. Gene Ontology annotation, biological process: positive regulation of cytosolic calcium ion concentration; complement receptor mediated signaling pathway; chemotaxis.